AUUUAUCAAUGACAACAAUUUUCAAUCAACAAAAUGGCGUUUUAUACAAGUUUUACUUGUUAUUCUAAUAAUAACUGCUAUUACUUUAUAUAUUCUACCAAUGAAAUUCGUGACAUAUCCAUUUUCUAUCACUUCUAAAAAUCAACACGCUAUAACAACAAUUACUGCACAAAAAACUAAGAUAUAUUGUAUCGUAUAUCUGAAAGAUCGUUCGGGUCGUCUUGGUAAUCGAAUGUUCAUGAUUGCUAGUGCUUAUGGUCUUGCUCGUCUUCAUUCUUGUCAUCUAUAUUUAACACCAGAAAUAAUCAAUGAAAUGAAUGCAAUAUUUAUUCUUAAUCUUUCUCCUUUUCUUAUUUCAUCAACCAUCUUCAACUCAAUUAUUCACAAUAAUUCAAAACCAAUGACUAAAAUAAGUAAGAAUGUCGUUUGUCAGUAUAUUCCUGAAUUGACACGUCCAAAUGCAAUUUCAUCAGGAUGUAUAUUUGAAUUAAAAGGUUUUUGGCAAUCAUAUCUUCAUUUUGCUAAAUAUAAUGAUGAUAUUCGAGAACGUAUAUUUGUCGCAAUACAAUCUGUACUCAAGAAAGUUUCGAAAUUAUUCAUUAAUAUUUAUGAAAAAAAGUUUAAUUUCAAACCUCAAUUUUCAUUAGAAAAUCAUCAAUCAUUUAAAAAACAAUUAGUUCAAUCAAAUUGGACAACAUGGAUUGGAAUUCAUGUACGUCGUAAAGACUUUGUUCUCUUAAAUUAUUCUUCAACUGAUGAAUAUUUAUUUACUGCUAUUGAUUAUUAUAUAAAACGUUAUUCAAAUGCCUAUUUUAUAGUUGCUAGUGACGAUAAAUCUUAUUGUAAAAAUCUAUUUCAUAAUCGAUCAAAUAUUUUUGUUACACCACAAUCAUUUUCGAUGAGUGAUGAUUUAAUUACACUUUCACUUUGUGAACAUUCAAUCAUAACAGGUGGAACAUUUGGAUGGUGGACAGGUUAUCUUGCUAAUGGUCAAGUAAUUCAUGAUAAAGUAUAUCCAUCUGGAUGUGAAAGACGUGAAUAUUACUAUCCACCAUGGUUUCUGAUAGAUGGAAAUGUUCGAGCACAUAAAAAUAGUAAAAAUAUUUUGUAA
Rotaria sordida is the source of this 1111-nucleotide messenger RNA. The record is from the annotation of a GenBank genome assembly. Lineage: Eukaryota; Metazoa; Rotifera; Eurotatoria; Philodinida; Philodinidae.